This is a messenger RNA of Ricinus communis (castor bean), 538 nucleotides long. RefSeq names its product MYB-like transcription factor ETC1. Gene Ontology annotation, biological process: cell differentiation. The coding region runs from base 113 to 346 and encodes 77 amino acids. Gene Ontology annotation, molecular function: transcription cis-regulatory region binding. Lineage: Eukaryota; Viridiplantae; Streptophyta; Magnoliopsida; Malpighiales; Euphorbiaceae. Gene Ontology annotation, cellular component: nucleus. The transcript has 3 exons. The record is from RefSeq and is a predicted model, not a curated record.
AUUUUCUCAACCACCCAAGUCAUUCGUUUUUUUUUUCUUAUGGCCUGGCGCCCAUUCGUCACCAUAUAUAUAAUAUUUCUUUGUGCAGGCUUUUCUUUGUAGGAUUAGUGCAAUGGGAGACUUAGAUCACACCUCAAAUGAUACUGAUCAAGAUACACAAGAUGUAAAAGGUGAUCAAGAUUAUUCUAGGCCAGAUUUCUCAGAGGACGAGGAGAAUCUCAUAGCUAGAAUGUUUAGCUUGGUUGGAGAGAGGUGGUCACUAAUUGCUGGAAGAAUACCAGGAAGAACAGCAGAAGAGAUAGAGAAAUACUGGGCUACAAAAGACAGCUCAUCCAAUGAAGGAUAAACAGCAUUAGAUCCAUCUGAUGAGAGACAUAUCCUUGUAAUGGUAAUGGGUUUCUUCUUGUAUAUAUAGGACAAGUUAAGUACUGUUUUCUUCUUACAGGACAGCUUCGUCCACUACUGUACAUGUAUUUCGGUUUCUUGUACCAAAAAGAUAAUGUUAUGGAACUCGUUAACAUUUUGUGCUGUCUGAAAA